AUGCCGGCACACACCAGAACACAUAUUAGAAAUACAGGAUGCAGAGAACAAACUGAAGUUGAAAUAGAUAUUCCGACAAAUACCAUUGAAACUUAUGUUAUAGGUAGAAGCAAUGAGGAGCAAAAACGAAAAAGAGGUCCAACAUAUAUGUGUAGUAUUUGGGGAUAUCAUGCUACCCAAAAUGGUGGAGAACGACUUAUUGUUAAUUUUAACAAAUAUGGUCAACCUAUUGGGCAGAAUAAAUCAUUAUUUGUUGAGUUCUUAGGAACUAUUGCUCGGAAUGGGAAACAUGCACCAAUUGAUAUAAGAAGUUGGGAUAAAAUGCCGAAGUCUUUAAAAAAAAAUAUGUUAGAAGUUGUUCAGGAGAAGUUUGAGAUUCCCCGUGCUUGUGAUAUAUGGGUUCUCCAAUCAAUUGGGAAGAAAUGGAGAAAUUGGAAAGCAGACGUUAAAUCUAGAUAUUAUGAUCCAAAAAUGUCUACUGAAUUACAACUAUGUAAUGUGCCAAAAAUAAUACUCAAAGAUCAAUGGAAAAAUCUUCUAACCUAUUGGAAUUCAGAAGAAUCAAAG
This is a messenger RNA of Dendrobium catenatum, 567 nucleotides long. RefSeq lists its product as uncharacterized. NCBI's taxonomy places the organism in Eukaryota, Viridiplantae, Streptophyta, Magnoliopsida, Asparagales, Orchidaceae. The record is from RefSeq and is a predicted model, not a curated record. The transcript is spliced from 3 exons. The annotation marks the transcript as partial.